Messenger RNA from Achroia grisella, 4554 nucleotides. It is a transcript of the gene scny, whose product is annotated as ubiquitin carboxyl-terminal hydrolase 36. The coding region runs from base 216 to 2963 and encodes 915 amino acids. The transcript is spliced from 11 exons. Gene Ontology annotation, cellular component: nucleus; cytosol. Gene Ontology annotation, molecular function: cysteine-type deubiquitinase activity; cysteine-type endopeptidase activity. The record is from RefSeq and is a predicted model, not a curated record. Gene Ontology annotation, biological process: regulation of apoptotic process; protein deubiquitination. Lineage: Eukaryota; Metazoa; Arthropoda; Insecta; Lepidoptera; Pyralidae.
AAAAAUUGGUCGUUGGUUUACCAGCUAAGCACCGUGUUCCAAAUGCGGCUCUAAAUUGUCUUUUUAAUAUAUUGUAAUACACAUGGUUUCUGGUUGACUAAUAUAAAACGUUGUAUUUAGUUAUAAAAUAUUAUUGCUAGGCUAUCGUGGAGUAGUAAUAUAACAAUGAACUGUGCUGUGAUUUAAUGAAGUGAUACUGCAGUUUUGGAGGUAAAAUGCCCGCUUCCAUUUGCGACCCAGUAUCUAGCGCAUUGCGUUUAUCAUUAAGUGCUGAAGAUUCUCAAGGUUCAUCUUUAUUAGAUAGUAGACUUUAUUCAUCAGCUAAAAGUGUCCUAUUAACUAAAAUUGAUUUUGAAGAAUCUGGAGAUUUUAAAAGCAAUGUACUCGAUGGUCUGAAGUCUAAGUACGUGGUGAUUCGAUCCAAAAAACCAGUGCUGGAAAAUAAACUUCUUAAGAAAGAAGGGAUUUCUGGAAACCAUGCUUCUGAUAACAAUAAGAAUGGUGAGGAUGGUUUACCAAAACCCAAGCGAAUUUUGUUUCCCGUUGAAAAAGUACAGUUAGGAUGGCAGUCCCCUUGGGCUGCUGGAGCUGGCAUGCAGAAUGUUGGUAAUACUUGUUACCUAAAUUCUACACUACAAGCCUUAUUUCAUGUACCUGCUUUAGCCAACUGGCUGGUUUCAGAAGCACCACAUGCAGAAAAAUGUAAUCAACAAGAAGCCUGUGUAAUGUGUGGAAUGCGUGCUACACUGAUGGCCACACAGAAAAGUGGUGGAGCGCCUAUUAAACCCUGGCAAGUCUAUUCUAAGUUACGUCUUAUAUGCAAACAUUUAACACCUGGUCGUCAGGAGGAUGCUCAUGAGUUCCUUAGAUAUUUGGUAGAAGCCAUGGAGAAGUGCUAUUUGUCAAGAUUUGUGAAUACUGAAAAGUUGGAUCAAUAUAGUAAAGAAACAACGCCCUUGAAUCAAAUACUUGGAGGAUAUUUGCGCUCCACAGUUCGUUGCCUUGCAUGUCAGCAUCUUUCUACUACUUAUCAGCACUUUCAGGAUCUGCUCUUGGAUAUUAGAAAGCAUUCAACAUUAGACGAGGCUUUAGAUUCUUUUUUUUCAAGAGAAAGACUUGAAGACCUAGGAUAUAAAUGUGAAUCAUGUAAUAAAAAGGUAUCGGCUACAAAGCAAUUCUUUAUAGAGCGUGCUCCCAUGGUCCUUUGUAUUGCUCUGAAGAGAUUCUCAUUAGCCGGAGGCAAGCUAUCCAAACAUGUGCAAUUCCGAAAGAAGAUUACACUCAACAAAUAUAUAUAUAAUAAAAAUAUUCAUCAACAAUUGUCAUACAAAUUAGUGAGUCUAGUAACACAUCUUGGUCCAUCGCAGAAUUGUGGCCAUUAUACAGCUAUAGGUCAAGCACCAAACAGUAAUUACUAUCAGUUUGAUGAUAGUAGUGUCCGACCAUUACCACUAUCAGCUGUGCUUGGUACAAAUUCUUACAUUAUGUUCUUCGAAAAAGAUAAUAUUGCUGAUGACAUGUCUGUUCCCACUGCAUCAACUUCUAGUGCUGUAUAUGGCCCUCAGUUGCCGGAAAAUAUAUCCAACAGAGAAAAGAGUCCUCUUAAGUUGACAUUUUAUAGAAAUGAUGAAAAGAAACCAAUAACUCUAAAUUCAAGUAACACUGAAGCAUACAAAUCUGAAAAUAAACCUAUAAUAUUAAAUACUACACUAAGUAAGUCCUCUGAUUCAGCCAAUUCCAAUUCUGAGCCCUGGGUUGUUAAACAGAAUGGCGAAGUUGAAAAAGUGACACAGAUUCCAAAAAUAUUGAAUGGUAAUGAUAAGUCUAUUUAUAAAAUAGAGGAAGAUAAAAAAAUAAGCUUUGUAAUAAAAAGACAAAGCAGUGACGAGAGUCAUAUAAAAUCGAAAUUGUUAAAAAGUGACACUGAUCAUAGAACUUGUAAUACUUUGAAGAUUCCUGAAAAGUCUACAUUAAUAAAUAAACUUACAAAACCACAAAAGUCACCCUUAGAAAAAUUGGAAGAACAAAUGAAUAAGAGUGACUCGUCAAAUCAUAUUCAUAGAAAUGGUAAUUCAAAUUCAAGACUAGUUCCUUAUGAUUCCGAAUCUAGUGGAGAUGAACGUACCGAAAGAUUGAUAGAAGAUAGAUUGAAAAAAGAUGGUUCGAAUCAGGAAGGCCAUAAACCAAAGCCAAGUCGGUGUGACUCACCACAAAGUCUUAUCGUCACUACAAAGGGCAUGCAUCAUGCUUGGACUGUAUCUAAAGAGAAGAGUGGCCCUCUGCUAAGUCCUAGUCUAAACGGUGUUACUAAUAAAAAAGUCCAAGAGAAGGAAGAACGGCGUGCUGAGAGCGAAGAAAGUGUUAAUACUAGUGUGAGUAGUAUGUCGCCAUUGAGCGACCGUAGCGAGCAUGCGCCAGCCGUGGCGGCGGCGGGGCCUGCUGCGGGGACCGGGCCCGUGGCGGGGACGGGCUCCACGGCGGGGACGGGCCCCACGACGGGGACGGGCCCCACCGCGGGGACAGGACCCGCGGCAGGGACGGGGCCGGCUUCGGGCCAGGCGACACUGCUGCAGGGGGAGGCGGCUCGUCACCUUAACUCUUUUUCCCAUCGCGGCUACGGGGCCCCUGUGACUUCAUGGAAUGGCACCCAAAGUGUGCUAUCCCGACAGGUAUUUGAAGAGAGGCGUGAGGAGCGGAAACGUGCUCUCGAAGCUACCGAUGAAAUGGAUCGUGGUCGUAGUAAGAAAAUGAAAAAGUUUCAUCAUUACAACCGAUUCAAUAACAACAGGAAUGGAUAUAAUCCUUUUCAGGAAAGACAGAAUAGACCACAUUGGGGAGGGAAUUUCAAGCAUCGUGCUGAACGACGCCCUCCACAUCAUUUUAAUAAACAUCACAGCAACAACAAAUACAAGCAACGUUUCAGCAGAUAUAACAACGGUCACCACUACUCCAGACACCAUUGACCCCGGUUGGUUGGUGUCUCCUUAAGUGUAUAUAUAGAUAGUAUAUUGGUUUAAUGUUUAGUCAAUCUAUUGUAGUAAGCAUGUUAUGGUGAAAAUAUUUAGGAUACUAGCUUAUAAGAUGUUUCUGACCUCCACAUUACUGAUUAGCAGAAAGCUCAUAAAUUAGUAGUGGGGAUUCAUAAUAUAUUAACAAAUUAUGUAACAUAGAACUUGAUCGCCAGCCUUUAUAUGUGUAACUUGAGAAUUCCGUGUAAUGCAUUAUUUUUUAAUUAAAGCUAUACAAGUUCGCUCUGUAUUAUUGUUAUAAUAAUAAAAUAUUAUAAAUUUGUAUCAAUAGUUAAUAUUAUAAUAUAGAAUAUAAAAAGUUUAUUAAAUAGUAUCAAUUGUCUGCAGAUAGAAAGGACACUUUAAAAGAACUCGUACGGCUCUGAAUCUACUAUUGCUUGCUAGUAGUUUUUCCUUUGGACGAAUGACACGAUACGUUGAAGUUAGACUAAUUACUGACAGUGUUGUAUAUAUUUUUUUUUUAAAAACAUUCGAUAUUGAAGUGAUCUGCUGAUUUUUAAAACUUUGGAACGUAACGAAUUACAUAUAUGUAUUAAAUUAUUUUGAACUGAAAUUGUAAUUCGUAGAUAGUCAAUGUCAAAAUUAUAAUGGCCGAUUAAUGUUACGAUAUGUAAUGAUAUAUUGGUGUUUUGUAUAUGUGUAUAUUAUCAGCUAAAAACUACAGAAACAAUAUGAAACUGAAUAGUUACAUUUUAAUUAAGUGCCUAUUUUCGUUUAAACAUGUAUGUUCUUAAUUUUACCACUUAUACAAUUAUUGUAAUCGUGAUUAUUAAAAAUUCAUAGUUUCAGUUACUAUGUUUUAUAACUGUAAUGAAUAUUAUGAUUGUUUUAGAAAGAAAAAUGGUAUAAAUACUGUCCAUUAGUAUUUAUACCAUUUUUCUUUCCACAAAAAUUAUUAUUAUUACCAUAAGAUUUAAUCAUAAUCCAAUGGUGUAUGUGUAGACUGAUACAAACAGUAAGUACUAAUGUUCUUUAUCGAAUAAACAAACUGAAUGGUUGAAAGGGUGGCCGGGAUUAAGACCGUCUUAGUGAUAAAUUAACGGCGUAUUUUGUUUAUGAUAUUUACAAAUGUAAUUUUGCCAGUAUCGCGUAUUUUAAUUUGUAUAAAAGGUAGAGUCGAUUUUAACGACUUUGUUCAAUACAUAGAACGUUGUAAUUUUAUUAAUUUCAUAUUCGAGAACUCCAGGAUUUAUUUAUAUGUUUGGUUGUAAUUUAAGCAGUCCUACUUGAGCCCUUUGCACUUCUCAUUCCGUUCUUUCAACAUGUAGGGAUGGAAAGGGUGCCGUAUGGGAAGAUGAUCAGAUCAUGGUAUUUCCCGGUAAACAUAAUCUUUUGAAUUUCUUAGAAUUCUGUAAUUGCAACGGUUGUGUUCGCUCCGUUGGAGCAGCACUCAUGGAGCAUAUCUUUAAUUUUCUGUCAGCGGACUUUAGGUAGGAUUUAAACUUGAGGCAGCGUCCUUGAGAGGUCCUGAAGCAAGAUCUAGACCGGAUACAAUUCUUGCCUAAACAAUGACACUGGCACUUAU